UUGAAAAUACAGUGACGGCGCACAGUUUGUACGUCACACGGUGGCGCGUUGAGUUCACCUUGUUGAUAAUUGUUGUACAUUGUCCUAAAAUGUUGCCUUACUUCUGACUUACUGGUGGGUUGAACAUAUGCAAAGGCAACACGAAGCAGUAAAAUGUGGAUACUGACACCCCUGGAGGCUGGAGGUGAGACCCACUAUCUCCUCUCAAAUAAAGAGUAUGUGGUGGGGCGCAAGAACUGUGACAUCCUCUUACCCAACGACCAGUCCAUCAGCAGGGCUCACGCGCAUCUGACUGCUACUGACCACUCCCUGACUCUGAAAGACACCUCCAAGUACGGUUCAUUUGUCAACAACCAGCGCUUGACAGAGAACACACCAGUGAACCUAAAGUCAGGAGACAAUGUUACAUUUGGGGUUUUUUACAGCAAAUUCAGUGUGGACCAUCAAAAGCCUGUGGUGUGUUCGUCAUGUUUGGACAAUGAUGGCAAGGUGUCACUCUCUCAGGCCUUGCUGGCUUUGGGGGGAAAGCUGGUCAACAGCUGGACUCAGGACUGCACCCACCUGGCCAUGCAGUCUGCUAAAGUCACUGUCAAGACUAUUUCUGCUCUGCUGUGCUGUCGUCCCAUUGUGAAGCCAGAGUUUUUCUUAGAGCUCAGCAAAGCCUCUCAGCAAAAAUUACCCCCUCCUAAAGCCGAGAGUUUCAUCCCUGAGAUCGAUGAGCCCAGCUUGAGAAGAGAGGAUGUUAACCUUGGAACGAUUCCGAUUCGCAAACAGCUUUUCACCGGGAAGACCUUCAUAUUCCUCAGUGCCAAACAACACAAGCGCCUGAGUGCAGCAGUAAGUUUUGGAGGUGGCCGGAGCCAGCUACUGGAGGAGGGCUCUCUGCCCAGGGACCUGCUGGAGUCUCCACAGAGCUGUGUGAUUGAUAUUGCGACAGGCAGCUCCCAAAUUCUGCUUCCUUCCUCUACUACAGAGUGGGCGAAUUCUGCGAACAACAUUGUUAAAAGAAAAGGCCUCAGAGUCAUCAUAGAGUCCGAAAUUGGUUUGGCUACCAUCUAUGCUUCCUGUGACAAGUACUGCAAUCCAUCCAGUCUAACACUCGACUCAGAUUCAUCACCAAAAGUGGGACCCAGAAUCCCAAGUGCUUCCCUAUCACAGGGCGUGGCGGUGGAUGAGACUGUGUUGCCUACAACAUCUCAGAACAUCACAGCGUAUGCAGUUAACACAGAGCCAUCACAAGGGACAGAGCUAUCUAAAGGAACAGAGGUGAGCGCUGUAGGGGAGACUCCUGAGAACAAGCAAAACCAUAACAGCAGUCAGCUCCGUGGAUCUAAACCCGUAGCUCUCAAGACGACCACUCAGUGCAUCGUGGCUGAUACAAUGAGCUCAUCGUUCAACACUGUAGAGAACACGGCCUCACAGAGGAAGAAGCCUGAGACAGUUUCAGGUGCAGCCAGUAGUGGCAUUAGGUCCCAGCCAUCCCUUCCCAGUGCCAGCGAUGGCAUGAAGAAAUUCCUACAGAAGCAGUCUCCUCAGAAACAAAAACUCCCUGCACAAGCUUCCCCACAGAAACAAUCAGCUCUGACCAGUUUCUUUCAAACAGUCAACAAGAAAAGGCCUUUGGAGGAUGAGCUCUCCUCUGUCAUGUCAGAGCCAAAACGGCCUGUACUGGAAUCAGCCAUCAGCAUACAGGCACCAAACACUUCAGCCAUGUCUAAAGCAACAUACUCACGUUCAGACAGAGUCCUUGCAGCAGCAUCCCAGAAUCCACUGGGGUCCGCAGCUGAUCUUUUUGUAGGGCAGUCAGACAGGGUCUCCCACACUGUCCAGAAAGAGCCACAGAGUAGAAAGAGGAAGGAGAUGGAGGCAGAGAUACAGAUGGAUGAACUGGAGUCUCUUAUGUCUGAGGAUAUGGACUUCUUUGAUGAGCAACCUGCAAGUAAUCAAGGCCAGCAAGAACAGCUAAUAAUGCACAGCUCAACUGAACAGAAACAAGGAUUAAAUACUUUUGAGGCUCCGUCUUCAAGCAAGAGGCAACGGCUCCCCCCAGAAGAAAAUGGAAAGAACCAGAGGCCGCCGGUGGGCCUGGAAAAAGAGUCAGGUUGCCAUAAGAACCAAACGUCUGAACAGUGCAUUGUCUCCAUCAAGACAGAGCAGGGUUAUCCUUCAGAAUACAGGACAACUAAUCAUGAGUCCAGCAAAUCUGCAGAGGUGUCAUCUGCUGGUACAACUCAAGAUAAACAGCCUUUUGGCGAUGACGAGGCGUCUUUCAUUGAGGAUUUAGAACUACUCAAUGCUGAUAUUUGCCAGCCUGAAGAAGAGACUAAGAACCCUCCAAAACCCGUCACAAUUAAACAAGAGGUCCAAGAGUCAAAGAUUGAUGAUGACCUUCCUAAAAAGCUGGUGUUGGUGGAGUUUAGAUCUCUCACUGUGACUGCACCUCCCAAAACCAAACCACAGAGGAUGCAGAGCAACAACUCUGCAAAGAACUUUAAAUGUUUCCGCAAGAUCUGCGCGCCAGGUGCCAUGGGCUCAUCCCAUAUCAUUGGAGGAUCUGAUCUACUGGUUCACAACAGGGGCAAACACUCUGAUCUGGAUGAAUGGCUGAAAGAUGCAGCGGAGGAAGAGCGUCAGAGCAGACGGGACGAGAGUGUUGGAGAUGAUCUCUUUAGGUACAAUCCCACCAAACUAACCAGGAGAAGAUGAAAUACCUUCAUCUUAACGUCAUCCAGAGGGAAUUCAUUUCAAAAGGCGCAGAAAGUAUGUCAAACUCCAUCAACACCACAUAAAAAGGACUCCAGAAAUAUUUAACAGACAGAUAACUCCUGAUAUCUUUAUUUCAGCUACAAUGCUUCAUAACGGCUCAAAUGUUCAAAAAUGUUUGUCAUUCUUUCGUAUUUCUGUUCUACCUGUGCUAUCUAUCAAUACAUGUCACUAAUUAAGCCACUGGCAGCGAGCAAUGUAAGUAAAAAGUUUCAUGUUCAGAGAUUUCUCUCAGUUUUAUUUGUCAAUAAUAAAAAAUGUGACAUACAAAACAAUAAAAACUCUUCAAUUGUACAAGAGAGCAUUUAAACUCUGCAUGCUGAAAGCAGCUAUCCCUUGGUUUUAAAGUUAAGACCAAAUGUGUUUCUUGGUUUUAGCUGUGCUAGAAACUUAAGAGGGAUUCAAGUAGCUGUUUCUUAAAUGAUCUCCUAUGAGCCUGCAGGCACUUUUACACAUCUGAAACUAUUCCGCUAAGUUGUCAUCAUGCCACAAGAUUUAUGGGCCUUUCUGUACAGAUAGUUGAAGCCCAUCUGUCCGUUGAUAUUCAGCUUGUAUUGUGGAAGUUUAAACACAGUUCUUUUCUUAAAUUACAAUGGGAUUAUUUUGCUUAUUAUACUUAGUACUUGCAAGUUGCUUUCUAAAAUUCAUACAAAUCGGUACUAAAAUGAAAAGUAUGUGAAUGGACACACAAUAAACUUGUUGGUGCUUAAUUAAGCAAGCAGAUUGCUCUUGGAACUGAAAGCAGUGGACAGUUGUGUCCAGGAUCAUAUUUAUUUAGUUUCCUUUAAGUAAAUUCAAACCAAUAAGAGUUAUCUUUACUAAUAAGUCACCCAGUCUCUGCAGUCCUUAAAUGUACUCUUCCCACAUCUGUUCUUGUAGCACUUUUAUGUCUUCUGCUCACAGCAGCUGCUGCUAGGCAAUUGUUCAUGCCUGCAUGCAUAUAAUUAAUAUUCAUAUCAAAACAAUAUUCAGAAGUCAAUGAAAAAAGCAUCAAGGCAUAAUUCAGCUAAAAUUCAAUAUUUAACACAAGUAAUAACAUUUCCACUAGUUUAAUAGGAUUACUAAAACUUAUACAGUAAUGUGUUAAACUAUUAACUUUGUUAGUGGAAAAAGUAAUGUGACGACAGUAGCGUUUUAUUUUAGUAAUUACCCCCAACACUGACUCUAUCAUAUUGUAUUGAAGGAGGCAGAAGAAAAAAAUUCCCUACACAGGGAUCAAAGUGUCACAUCACAAACAAACCAUGAGUUGUGCAGCACACAAAACAAAUUAUGCAUAUGGCAUCACACUCUUGCAGACCGUGUUUAAAUAAUGAAGAAAACUAAAGUAAAAA
Messenger RNA from Etheostoma spectabile (orangethroat darter), 4094 nucleotides. RefSeq names its product nibrin (gene nbn). Gene Ontology annotation, cellular component: nucleus; Mre11 complex. Gene Ontology annotation, molecular function: protein binding; damaged DNA binding. The record is from RefSeq and is a predicted model, not a curated record. Gene Ontology annotation, biological process: double-strand break repair via homologous recombination; mitotic G2 DNA damage checkpoint signaling; telomere maintenance. Lineage: Eukaryota; Metazoa; Chordata; Actinopteri; Perciformes; Percidae. The transcript has 17 exons. Bases 154 to 2706 code for a protein of 850 amino acids.